GGCGAGGUGCGUAGGGCGCCACGUCGGCAAGCACCGAAGGAGCAGCCUGCCGCCAGAGGGUCCGAGUUUGCUUCGCGGUUCGGGAGGCUGUGGACGGAGCCCUCAGCUACGCUGGCCCGUGCGGCGAGGAGAGCGAGAGAGAGAGCCGGAGCUGCGGAGGUUUUAUAUAGAAAAUCACAGUGGGACUUGCGAAUGUUGUAACAGUUGAUGUUGUCCUUUAAUUGCAACAAAGAGGAGGAGAGAAGUUGUACUUAGCAUCUUCAAGCUACACAUCAUAUAGGCCACAAUGAAUCAAACAGACAAAAAUGAACACGAUGUCCCCCCAUAUCUUAAUGAUGAGCCACCAGAAGAUGCCUUAAAAGAACAUCCACAGCAGCAACCUGGCAUGCUCUCUCGUGUGACUGGUGGCCUUUUCAGCAUAACAAAAGGAGCUGUUGGUGCCACCAUUGGUGGUGUAGCAUGGAUAGGAGGAAAAAGCUUUGAAGUGACCAAAACAGCAGUAACAGCUGUGCCAUCUAUGGGAGUAGGAUUGGUUAAAGGAAGUGUUUCGGCUGUGACAGGCGGUGUUACAGCUGUAGGAUCGGCCAUCUCAAGCAAAGUGCCUUUAACAGGGAAGAAGAAAGAUAAGUCUGACUAAGAUAGAGACUGAGGCCAGUUUGUCAUGGACAUUCCCUGUGUGACUUUGACAUCUGCGAUGAUUUGGACUGCCGCAAAGCCACAGGUGUUAAGAUGUGUCUAAAGAGCUGUAUGAGUAUUUUUCACCUGAAGGACAGAAACAGCAUGAUGUCACAAUGUCUAAAACUGUAUAGAUUUCUUCAAGCAUUCAUCUGGUGAAAUGUUACACUUGAUAAGUAUCUAAUCAAGUACAUGGAUCUGAAGAGAUAGCUCACAUUUGAAUAUUAAUUCACUGUAGAUCUUUUUGCAGUCUUCAACUAAAAAUGUGAAAUUAAAAUGGAGCAAAAAUUAA
Molecule: messenger RNA, 967 nt
Organism: Varanus komodoensis (Komodo dragon)
Lineage: Eukaryota; Metazoa; Chordata; Lepidosauria; Squamata; Varanidae
Gene: TMEM263
Product: transmembrane protein 263
Exons: 5
Coding region: 287-637 (116 amino acids)
Source: RefSeq, a predicted model, not a curated record